This is a messenger RNA of Contarinia nasturtii (swede midge), 1675 nucleotides long. It is a transcript of the gene Phax, whose product is annotated as phosphorylated adapter RNA export protein. Bases 250 to 1584 code for a protein of 444 amino acids. The record is from RefSeq and is a predicted model, not a curated record. Gene Ontology annotation, cellular component: nucleus. Gene Ontology annotation, biological process: snRNA export from nucleus. Lineage: Eukaryota; Metazoa; Arthropoda; Insecta; Diptera; Cecidomyiidae. The transcript is spliced from 6 exons.
ACAUAUAUAGUGUAUAUAAUCCAUUUGCCAUUCUGUGUGUGUUAAAAGUUUUUUUUUUCAUAUAGUUUUUUGCUUUGAUCAAACUGAAAGACAGGCGAUUAAAAUACUUUGUACGACAUUUGUACGAACGAAUAAAAACUCGAUGAAAAGAGACCAUUUUUAGCCAUUCUUUGUCAAUAAUCAUACGUUAGACAAAGUGUUCCGUAAACGAUUAAUUGGCCAGCUGAAUGAGAUUGAACGGUGUACAUAAUGGAGCAUGAACCCAUAAAGUAUCUGAACGAAGAAUUCGAAGAUGGAGAGCUCUCGGAUAGCAAUGACAGUUAUACUCCAUUACAAAGGCCAAACACAUCAACAUCGGUCCGUGAAACUGCGUCAUCACUACCAUCAUCCUUGAGCACCAGUGGAAUCACCAAAAUGGAAGAUGCAUCCGAAUUGGAAGAAUCUUUGGCAGAAUCAGACAGCGACUCAGGCAGCGACUGUGACUUUUCUACCGCACGAAAUCGAACAAAUAAGAAAAAAGUUCCAAAAAUUAAACCACUACAGGGCAUUCAAAUUCCUGGCGCACAACCGCCACGUUAUCAACAUAGUAAAUAUAAUAUUUGGUCGAGUAGCCUACAAGAAGAGGUGAUGGAAAAUCUAAAGGAAUGCGGUGUGGAUCAGGAUAGCGGACGAUAUGAUCGAAGUUGUGAAUCAUAUGAUUACUCCUUGAAAUAUCGUUUGAAUGGUGAAAAUAGUUUGAAACGUCGUCAAUCGUACAGUGAUGAUUCGGAAGGUUUCAGUUGCUCCACAUCGAAUGCUAUUGAAUCGAAAAAUAAACGUUUUCGUGCAAAUAGCCUUAGCGUGAAAGAUCGAAAAAAUGUACGUUUACGGCUCGGUAAUCGAAACAGCGAUGAUAGCAGCAAUGAAGGCAGCGGAGCAAUGAAUUCGGCACGUAAUAUUGUCGAUUUAUCAACCGAUUCGUCGGCCACAAACGACGAAAUUGCUAAAGAUAUUGCCAAUAAAUUGUACGAAGAAAAGGAUGAUUUAAUGGUUCGAGUUGUAAAUACACUUGGUCGUGACUUGUCAAUCAAAUUGUUUAAAGAAACGCAGAAAAUAGAAAGUGACGGUGGUAUGCUUAUCGUGAACGGGAUGCGACGUCGAACGCCGGGCGGGGUAUUUUUGUUUCUGUUAAAAAAUUGUGAUGAGAUCAGCAAAAAGCAGAAAAAGGAUAUAUUCUUGGAAGAAGAGCGAAAAACCAUCAAAAGUCGUAAGAUAUCACAGGCGCUCAAGCGUGAUCUGGAGGUUGAAGAAUUGAAAAAAUCAUUGAAAAAUGAAAACGAAUUGCCAGUGUUGGGAUCGCGUAGCGAUCACUUGGCAUCAUCAACGUCACAUCUAGGCUUGGAUACACAUGUUAACCUUUCAAAUCCACCCCCAUCUCCAGUCACUGACUUCAAUCGCGAAAAUAGCGAUUUUGAUUCACAUCCAAUUCAGCACAUGGUGAAUGUAACAAGUCCAGAAAAAGAUUUUCAAAGAUCAACGAAUGCGGCUGUAACCUAUGAUGAUGAUAUACUGAGCAUGAACUGUGAUGAGAUGGAUUUGUUUUAAAACAUACAAAAGACAAAUGUAUUGCGCAAUUCGUUAUUUGGAAUUAAAAUGAUUUUUUAAAUACAAACAAAACGUUUUUUUUUUCCACAAA